AUGAAAAUCGUAGAAAAUAAUGAAGAUGACGAGAAAGAAAAAAUUAACAUUUUAGAAAAAUCGAAAAAAAAUGAAAAUAGUAUAAAUAAUUAUGAAAAACCAAUAAACCAAUUUAUGUUAACUCAGCUCCAAUGUUCCCAAAUCGAGAAAUUCCAAAACGAUCAUAAAAAUGAAGAAAAUGACAAUGAAAAUUGUAAUGCAUGUGGGUUUUGUGAAGACGUAUGUUUAUUAGAAUUUUGUAAAAAUUGUGAAAUAAAACGAAAAGAGCUAUAUAUUAAAUAUAAAAAAUAUGAUUUAAAAAUACAUCAAAGUAAAUUAAACCGCUCAAUUAUUUUGAGCGCAUUAACACAUAAAAAUAUUCUAACAAAUGAAUAUACCAAAAUGAAAGAAAUUCGAGAUUUAAGUAAGGCUAAUGAAAAUGAGCCCAAAUAUAAGAGCACAGAAAAGGCAGAAAAUGAAAAUGAAAAAAAUGAAGAAAAAAAAAAAAAAAAAUAUUAUAGUUAUAUAAAAUAUAAAAAAAAUUUCACAUUUUGUGAAAUAAAAAGGCAUUGUAGUAUAGACGAUUGUUGGGUUGUAGCAAACGGAAAUGUAUAUGAUGUAACAAAUUUUAUUGAAAACCAUCCAGGGGGAAUUAAUUGUAUAUUAAAUAAAGCGAGUAAUGAUGUAAGUAUUGACUUUUCUUUUCAUUCAAAAUAUGCUCAAACGGUUGUUUGGGAACCUUUGAAAAUCGGACGUGUUAUAUCUUGUUCAAAAGAUCUUGUCGACAAAAAAAGAACAAGCAAUUGUAUUUUCAUGUAA
Messenger RNA from Plasmodium berghei ANKA, 798 nucleotides. Its product is annotated as heme/steroid binding domain containing protein, putative. The record is from RefSeq and is a predicted model, not a curated record. NCBI's taxonomy places the organism in Eukaryota, Apicomplexa, Aconoidasida, Haemosporida, Plasmodiidae. Bases 1 to 798 code for a protein of 265 amino acids. Gene Ontology annotation, molecular function: heme binding. Gene Ontology annotation, cellular component: membrane; intracellular membrane-bounded organelle. The transcript has a single exon.